AGGGAGAGGGCCGAGAUGUUUGUGCUGCUCACGUCGAGGGUGGUGCUUAAACCUUCGCCUCGCUUUCUCCGCUCUAGGCUGGUCGCGUCCGGACGCGCGUUCUUGAGCGAAUGGCGGGUGCUGAUGGGGUCCCUGAGGAUUUUAUGAAAAUGGAAAAUUAUGAGGCAUUUGUAGGCUUUGAUCUCUCUAAGAUACCACUCUCCACUGUUGCUCAGAAGAUUAUGUCUGCUAUGCAUUCAGGUGAUUUAGUGGAGUCUAAGAAUUGGAGAGAGAGUGAAAAGACUGCAGAAGUGGUAAAAAAGUCCAGUGUUAAGAAUUCAGUAGUACUUGAAGAUGGGAAGAAUCAAUCACUGGGAAAAAAGAAUCUUAGUUCUUUUACAAGCCAGACAUCAAGAGCUUCUGUCAAACUCUCUUCUCAGUUUUCCAGUAUCAGACUCACAGAUCAGCUGUCUACUGACCAAAAACAGAAGGACAUCAACUUGUUGGCUCCUUCCAGUUGUUUAAUUCCACAGUGUAACCAAGAGGCUUCAGUUCUACAGAAACUAGAACAUAAAAGAAAAUAUUCCCUAAAAGAAAAUAUAAAUAAUGAAAAUAAGGGAAGCAUGAAUCUUAAAAGAAAACAUAUUACAUACAAUAAUUCAUCAGAGAAAACAAGUAAACAUAUGGCAUUGGAAGAAGAUGCUGAUGAGGUUGGACUCUACCUAAAUUCUGGGAACUCAAGAGCAUUCAAAAACCAUUUUUGUGAUAUUAGGUAUUUGGAUGAUUUGGAGAAAAGCCAGCUGAUUGAAAUGCUCAAACAGGCAGUAGCCUUGGCGCUAACUCUGAUAUAUAAGGAUGGUUCAACCCAGCUAAGAGCUGACCAGGCUCUAGUUUCCCCUGUUAAAGGAAUUGUGAUGUUACUACAGAGCCACACAGAAGGCAGCAGUGGUCCUCUGGAUGCCUCAGCCUCUUACUGUGUUCUUGAGGAAGGCUUCACACCCAGUGAUCAGUUUAUCUACAUAAAAACAGAGCUCUCUUGUAUUUGGAGCCAGGAACAGGAGGCACAUAGUCAAUUUGCCAGGGAUGUGCUGUUUCAAAUACUGAAAUGUAAAUGUCCUGUUAUUUGUUUUAAUGCAAAGGAUUUUGUGAGAACAGUGCUACAGUUUUUUGGUGAUGAUGGCAGUUGGAAGCAUGUUGCUGACUUUGUAGGGCUAGAUCCCAGAAUCGCUGCAUGGCUUAUAGAUCCUAGUGAUGCUGCUCCCUCUUUUGAAGAUUUAGUGGCAAAAUACUUGGAAAACUCCAUCACAGUUAAAGUGAGCAGCACAUAUGGAAAUUCCUCAAGAAAUAUUGUGAAUCAGAAUGUGUGUGCGAACCUGAGGAUACUCUACAGACUUACGAUGGGCCUUUGUUCUCAGUUGAAGAUUUAUGGUUUGUGGCAACUAUUUUGUACUUUGGAGCUUCCUCUGAUACCAAUUUUGGCAGUAAUGGAAAGCCACAACAUUCAGGUGAACAAAGACGAAAUGGAGAGGACUUCAGCAGUUCUUGGGUCUCGUCUCAAGGAAUUGGAGCAAGAAGCCCAUUUUGUUGCAGGAGAACAGUUUCUUAUAACAAGUAAUAAUCAGCUUCGAGAGAUCCUCUUUGGCAAGCUAAAGCUGCACCUGCUGAGGCCAAGGGAGACUCUUCCCAAAACGGGGCUGCAGGGACACCUGUCCACAUCAGAAGCCAUGUUAAAUGUUCUGCAAAACUUUCAUCCAUUACCCAAGAUAAUUUUGGAAUACAGGCAGGUUCACAAGAUCAAGUCAACCUUUGUGGAUGGAUUACUAGCUUGCAUGAAAAAGGGCUCCAUUUCUUCUACGUGGAAUCAGACUGGAACUGUGACCGGAAGACUAUCAGCCAAGCGUCCCCAGAAUAUCCAGGGUAUCUCCAAGCAUCCAAUUCAAAUUACUAAACCUCAAAAUUUUAAAGGUAAGGAAGAUGACAUCCUCACCAUCUCCCCGAGGACCAUGUUUGUCUCAUCUGAAGGCCACACCUUCCUGGCAGCAGACUUUUCACAGAUUGAAUUGCGCAUUCUUGCACACUUAUCUGGGGAUCCAGAACUUCUGAAGUUAUUCCAGGAAUCUGAAAGAGAUGAUGUAUUUUCUACCCUGACUUCACAGUGGAAAGACAUUCCCUCAGAAUGCGUGACCCACGUGGAGAGAGAGCAGACCAAGAAGGUGGUGUACUCGGUGGUCUAUGGAGCAGGGAAAGAGAGGCUUGCUGCUUGCCUUGGAGUUACUGUUCAGGAAGCUGCCCGGUUUUUGGAGAGUUUUUUGCAGAAGUACAAGAAAAUCAAGGACUUUGCCCAAGCAACCAUUGCCCGAUGUCACCAGACAGGCUAUGUGGCGUCCAUCAUGGGCAGAAGGAGACCACUGCCCAGGAUCCGUGCACAAGACCAGCAGCUCCGUGCACAAGCAGAGCGGCAGGCGGUGAACUUCGUAGUGCAAGGCUCAGCCGCGGACCUCUGUAAGAUGGCCAUGAUCCACAUCUUCGCUGCAGUGGCCACUUCCCCCACCCUGACAGCCAGGUUGGUCGCCCAAAUUCACGAUGAGCUGCUGUUUGAAGUGGAAGACUCACAGGUUCCUGAGUUUUCAGCUCUAGUCAGGGGAACCAUGGAGUCCUUGCAGCACGUGCAGGCAUUGGAGCUGCAGCUGCAGGUGCCCCUGAAGGUGAGCCUGAGUGCCGGCCGCUCGUGGGGACACUUGGUGCCUCUGCAGGAGGCCCCAGGCCCUCGGCCCAGCCCACGUCCUGCUGAGUCUCCAAGCAACCGCCUAGCCACUGCAGGGCCCCUCGUCAGCACCUACCCCCAGCGCGUGCAUUUUUCGCCUUCAUUUUGUCUGUAGCCCCAGGCAACAGCAGGAGGAGAGAACUAGUUUCCACCAGCCCAUUGUGUGGCCUUCCCCAAGGUCAGCGGCACUUUGUACCAGCUCUGUGGCUAGAGCAGACCCUGGCAAGGGCCACAUUCACCCCCUGGGUCAUCCCCUGGAGUAAAUGUCUUAUGCAAAGCUGUC
Molecule: messenger RNA, 3026 nt
Organism: Equus caballus (horse)
Lineage: Eukaryota; Metazoa; Chordata; Mammalia; Perissodactyla; Equidae
Gene: POLN
Product: DNA polymerase nu
Biological process (GO): DNA-templated DNA replication; double-strand break repair via alternative nonhomologous end joining
Molecular function (GO): DNA-directed DNA polymerase activity; DNA binding
Source: RefSeq, a predicted model, not a curated record